UGUUUUUUGCCCAGAGCAUUGUCCAUCAUCAGUGUUUUCUACAAAAAAGCCUUAUUAACACUAUAAAAUCUAUUAUAAGCAAAGAAAUAUGAUGAGCCGAGUGAGUUAGUCAUAUUUGAUGGAACAGGAAGCAAUGGAGUUCACUGGCCCUGGGGUGAUAAGAUGCUUCUCUGUCAGCUUAGGCACCACUCCUUUGUAUGAAUGGAAUUCUUUGGAAGACAGAUGGGAGUACAUAAUGUUACAAUGUGGAAUACAGAAUGAGAUGAGAUCACAGCAGCAGCCUGUCCAUCCUUUGUAAACCUGGACAAUGAUCAGGGGUGCGGAAUCCGGCAGCAUAUUUAGGAGCUGCUCAUUGUGGUUUCAUUCAAGCUGCUGGACACCACAAGGCGACCUCAGGGAGAAAUGAUCAAGCUACACAGGCAGAGCUAUAAGAACCUACAGAAUGUCAGCACUGCUUCUCCUGCCAGGGUAUGCAAAUCAUCCAAAGGAAAGGCUUCAGCUGCUCAGAAGACCCACGUGAGUAGGGGGGCACUGUCUUGUGAUGCACACCCCCACCUGGCUCAGGAACUUGUGGCACAGCAAGUGGAACUCCUGCAGGUUCUUCACAGAAAUGAUGAGAUGUGGAGACUUGCAGUACAGGACACUACUAAGCACAUUCAAAGCACUGAAAAAAAGACUUCGCGGUUUAGUCGACGCAAACAAUCUGUACAGCCCAAAACAAAAAGCCUUAGCACGCUGCCAGCCUACAGCACAGACAAACAGAAUGCCCCCACUGUGCCAGCUUCGCCCAUCAACUAUGAGACACAGGGGUGCAGAGAGCAGCGACCACAGAUUCCCAAGGAUGAAGCCACUUUGCCCCUUACUGCCCAGACAGUCCCAAAAAAAACACCAAGUCUACUGGAGAAAAUUGGGCUGAAACUAAAGAGGACUGUGGAAUAUAUCGGUGCUUCUAACUGUGCCUUUGAAGACGACUAAAGGAAGACAUGCCAAAAUAAACAGCUCUGCCAGUUUCUACACUUGCUGAUGACUGUAACAAAGCCAAAAAUGAUGAGAAUUUAUUUAUGCUAUCAUUCUUUCACUACUAGUGCACUAGCAAAUCUUACACAAAGAAAAAAAGAAUAGCACAAGAUCUAAAUUCUGGGUUGUCGUGCUGCCUCCCAAAAACAUUGCUGGAAGAUCUGCCACAGGAUUAACAUGAACAACAAAAUGAGGUGGAAUUUUAAUACAUUUGUUUCACAAUAUAGUUUUAUUGUGUUGAGAUAUUUAAUGUUUUAGUACAAUGAUCCCUCCAAGAUUGUUUUCACACGUGCACUGGUUCAUGGUUUGUAAAAAGAAUUUAUCUAGACUUUUCCAACAGUGAUCCUUUGCCAGGGAGAUCACUGAUUCAUUUAUGCAGUCAAAUGAAUGGUCUUCCCCCUGUGCAUCUGAGGGGCUAAUGUUUGAGGAAUCACACCAUUAGAACAUUAAAUAUCUAGAGAUGAUGUGAUGUGAAAUAAUAAGACUGUUUUGUGAAACUGGUUAGUUAAAUACAUGCUCUAAAACUUGUUUAAUUUUAACUAUUUGAAACCUCACCUGAAGCAAGAAAAUGCAGAAGAGACUGUAAAUGUACCUAAAGGCACUAUGGGUUUUCUAUAUCUGUUUGGAUAGAAUGAGACAUGGACUUUAUAUCUGGGUUCCGGCAAUUUGUGGUGGUGGUUCUGGCCCUUGAGUGUUCAAGGCAAUAUGCCUUUUGCCCUACGCUGCUGCCAGUGCCCUACUUAAAGAUAAAGCCAUUCCGCUUGUAAGGCCACACAAUCUAUUGUUCCUUUGUUUAAUAUACGUUUCUAAAGAGGGCAGGGGGAUGGUAAAGAACCUGUUUCUUGCUGUGUUCUUGUGCUCUCCACUUCCUAUAGUGCCCUACUAUGCUUCAUCCAAGUCCUUGCUCUAGUUUUAUAAUAACCUAGGGGUCUUCAGCCUUUGAAAUGAAUCCUGCCAGAUCCUGGUGAAAUACAGCUUCCGGCAACAGAGUAUGCUGCAACAAUAUUUAUUACUUUAUAUAAAUGUUUAAAUGAUUCCUGGCCACCAUUCUUUCUUUGUUGGCAGUGUUAAAUGUUGACAUUUAAUCCACAAUGAUGACAGGGGAGAAAUGAGAUGUUUCUCCUAGCCUAAUAUGUUUUAUAUUUAUGUUAUUUAUACAAACUUAUAUUUAUUUAUCUGUGAAAUGUUGUUAUUUGCACUUUCAUAGAAAUAAAUUGUGUUUAGUGUUAA
This is a messenger RNA of Xenopus tropicalis (tropical clawed frog), 2247 nucleotides long. RefSeq names its product vexin (gene vxn). The transcript is spliced from 6 exons. The coding region runs from base 403 to 975 and encodes 190 amino acids. Gene Ontology annotation, cellular component: nucleus; plasma membrane. Lineage: Eukaryota; Metazoa; Chordata; Amphibia; Anura; Pipidae. Gene Ontology annotation, biological process: neurogenesis. The record is from RefSeq and is a predicted model, not a curated record.